ACCUAGACAGGGGAAAAAAAACAUUUGCAUACACGAAAACAUUCAAACCAAACCAAUUUAGACCAUUGGAAAUUAGGGUUUGAGUUUUUAGGUUACUUGCACUCUCGCAGUCACUCACCACUCUCUUAGCCUCUCUCACAUAGUCGCCGUCGGUCACUCGGUCUAUCUCCUUGGCUCUCACUCCGACGGAGAUCAACGGCUCCUCUCUCAGUCACUCACUACGGCGGAUCCGCGGAGGUCAACAACUCCUUCUCUAUCAGUCACUCACUAAGGCGGAAUCGCGGAGGUCAACCAUCGUCGUCGGCGAGUAGAUCUACAACUUCAAGCAGAAGCAGAAAGCACAUCGAAAAUGGCGGAGAUAUUGAGUUUAGGUAUUCUCAUUGAUAUUGUUGAUGAAGAUUGGAUGAGAGAUACUCUUCCGGAUGAUGAGAUUGUCUUACCACCAAUUGCAGUUGUUCGGACUGAAGAUGCCGACGAACCCAGGAUUGCAAUUCAUAAAGAUGGGAAAAUAUAUUUUUCUGAAGCAAGUAUCAGCCUAUUACUUCCUCAUAUUAAGAUGCCUUAUGUAUAUAUUAAUAUUAUCAAGGCUCUAUGCUCCUUGUUUGCCUUUGGAUGUAAUAUAUUUUGUAAUUAUGAUCUCUGGUAUAUAUGCAAUCUUGUUUACUAUUCUAUAACAUUCAUUAUUAUGGAAUACUGUUUUUGUUUAUGCCAUUUACAUUAGUUAUAUUUCUUCUCUUACUUAGUAUGUCAAAGUUUGUUUGGCUCAGAUCUA
This is a messenger RNA of Spinacia oleracea (spinach), 772 nucleotides long. RefSeq names its product anaphase-promoting complex subunit 13. The transcript has 4 exons. Gene Ontology annotation, biological process: protein K11-linked ubiquitination. The record is from RefSeq and is a predicted model, not a curated record. Bases 350 to 721 code for a protein of 123 amino acids. Gene Ontology annotation, cellular component: anaphase-promoting complex. NCBI's taxonomy places the organism in Eukaryota, Viridiplantae, Streptophyta, Magnoliopsida, Caryophyllales, Amaranthaceae.